Molecule: messenger RNA, 1950 nt
Organism: Aspergillus ochraceoroseus IBT 24754
Lineage: Eukaryota; Fungi; Ascomycota; Eurotiomycetes; Eurotiales; Aspergillaceae
Exons: 2
Coding region: 1-1950 (649 amino acids)
Biological process (GO): IMP salvage; AMP metabolic process
Cellular component (GO): cytosol
Molecular function (GO): AMP deaminase activity
Source: RefSeq, a predicted model, not a curated record
AUGCACUAUGAUGGUGAUAUGUCGGGGACUGGUCAGGGCUUGAUAAAUGCGACAUCGGAUAGCAACGCGCUCACAUCGGAGCUGAAUACUAUAUGCCGCAAAAUACGAGGGUUGCUGGAUUUAAGAACGAAAUAUAUCAAACUUUCUCUUCAAUCCUUCGAGGACAACCCGAAUAAUCGUCCUGAGUGGAACAUUUAUCCACCACCCCCAGAACCAGCCUGGGGAAAAGACAAGGAAAGCGCCAAGCUUAAUGAUCACUCCCGUGAAGAACAGAAGAAAAGAAAGAUGGGGGAAGAUAUCGGUGAAGAUUUCGAGAUGGCUGGGUGCAUGCCUCUCCCCCAAGAGUCUGACUGGAUGUUCAAGUUAGAUGAGAGUAGUGUGUACCAGGUUUAUAAAAACGAUGAUGCUGCUGCAUUGGGGCAGCCUCUCCUCCGAGUUCCCUCCCUGAGAGAAUUCUAUAUGGAUCUAGAUGAAGUUAUCGAUGUUUCAACAGACGGGCCUGCAAAGAGCUUCUCGUUCAAACGUCUUUCUUAUCUAGAGGGCAAAUUUCAGCUAUAUACGCUGUUGAAUGAAUAUCAGGAGAUAGCCGACAGCAAGAAAGUUCCCCACAGAGACUUUUAUAACGUCCGAAAAGUUGACACGCACGUUCAUCACUCAGCCUGUAUGAACCAAAAACACCUCCUGCGUUUUAUCAAAAGCAAAAUGAAAAAAUCACCGGAUGAGGUAGUUCUGUUUAGGGACGGUAAGCAUCUAACACUUAAAGAAGUUUUUGAGAGUAUCAAUCUCACAGCUUACGAUCUGAGUAUUGAUACGCUUGAUAUGCAUGCACACACGGAUUCUUUCCAUCGAUUUGACAAAUUCAACCUCAAAUACAACCCCGUUGGAGAAUCUCGCCUUCGAGAGAUAUUCUUGAAAACGGACAACUAUAUCAAAGGGCGUUAUUUGGCGGAGAUAACGAAGGAAGUCAUCUCAGAUCUAGAAUCCAGCAAAUAUCAGAUGGUUGAGUGGCGCAUCUCGAUAUACGGCAGGUCAAUUCAAGAAUGGGACAAGCUUGCGGCCUGGGUAGUCGACAACAAAUUGUUCUCGCCAAAUGUUCGUUGGCUUAUCCAGGUGCCUCGACUAUACGAUGUGUACAAAUCUAGUGGCAUGAUGGAAAAUUUCGAACAGGUAAUCACGAAUGUUUUCCAACCGUUAUUUGAGGUCACCAAAGAUCCCAACAGCCACCCAAAGCUGCACAUAUUCCUACAACGCGUGGUUGGGUUUGAUAGCGUUGAUGAUGAGAGCAAGGCAGAGCGCCGUCUCUAUAGAAAAUAUCCCAUCCCAAGGGAAUGGAAUACGAAGCAAAACCCACCUUACAGCUACUGGAUUUAUUUUAUGUUUGCAAAUAUAGCUUCCCUUAACUAUUGGCGCCAGCUUCGUGGUUUCAAUACUUUCGUCCUCAGACCACAUUGUGGUGAGGCAGGAGACCCCGACCACCUUGCUGUGGGAUUUCUGUGCUGUCACAGUAUCAGUCACGGAAUUCUGCUUAGGAAAGUUCCUUUGCUGCAAUAUCUAUUCUACCUGGAGCAAAUUGGCAUUGCAAUGUCACCACUGAGCAAUAACGCACUAUUUCUAACGUACGACAAAAAUCCAUGUGCUCAUUUCUUCAGACGCGGCCUAAAUAUCUCGUUAUCCACCGACGAUCCUCUACAGUUCGCUUUCACAAAGGAACCACUGAUCGAGGAAUAUUCUGUGGCUGCACAAAUAUAUAAAUUUAGCGCUGUGGAUAUGUGCGAGCUGGCCAAAAAUUCUGUAGAGCAAAGUGGGUUUGAGCUAUCUUUAAAGGAAAGAUGGCUCGGAUCUAAUUGCUCUGUGGCUGGAGUUGCUGGCAACAAUGUUGCCAAAAGCAAUGUCCCUGACAUUCGUGAAGCAUUCCGACAUGAAACGCUAGUUGGAGAGUUAGCAUUGUAG